ACUUCAGCGACGGGGUCGCCGUUCAAGCCCACACCCUGCUUAUGGACCACGAGGCGCCCUACGAUAUCAGCAAUCAACACUGUCGCAAAUGCAAGGAAACCGUCUUCAUGAAGUGGUCUGAAAAACACAAGUGUUGCCUCGCAAAGUCCGCCUACCUGCGCUUAGUCAGUUCCAAUGUCUCCCUCGCGGGUGGUCCACCCUAUCGGUGCCUCUUCUGUCGUAGUCGACCUUUCAGUUCACGCAGCGAAUUAACCGUCCACCUGUUGGCCUAUCACCGGCCUCAGAGGCAACCGGGUGUCUGUGGGUUGUGCAGCUUCACCUUCCAGGAACCACCCCCACAACCCCCGCCUGCAAUCGCAACGCCACCAGCCAAUGCGGAUGAGGCCACCCUGCGAGAGCACGAACUUAACCUCAAAAAAGCCAUGGGAGAACAAAUGUGUAAAUUUGAAUCCGCGGAAGUGGCACCCGGUCUGCUGGAGCUGGAUGCACACUGUGCCAAGACACAUGUUCCCGCCUACCAGCUGCUGCUACGACAGAAACUCCAGACAGAAUUCCAGCUGAGAGAACCCUUCGCUUGCGUUAUGUGUGGUCAGAUCUUUCACAGCAACGUGGAGUACCACGGACACAUUCUCUGCCGCCACGGCACAGAUGAACCAGAGGCCAUAGCUGAACUGGCAAAUCUGUGGACUAGCCAGGAACUACUGAUGGAUGCAACCGACACCAAUCAGGUGUGCACCACCUGUUGGGAGGUGCUGCCCAAUCCGAUGCAACUUCAGGCCCACGUGCUGAACCACGCACGCGUUCUACAUGCACAGGCUCUGGACUUUAAGAAGACCUUUGAACCGAUACCUGAACCCCUCAACGAGGACUUCUCCAUGGAGGCAAUUGCAGCUGCGCAAGCGGCAGAGGCAGCCGCAAAGACUGAUACCUCCAAGUCCGGCUCGAAGAGCAAGUCCGCAUCGAAAGGGAAGAAGAAAUAA
Molecule: messenger RNA, 980 nt
Organism: Dibothriocephalus latus
Lineage: Eukaryota; Metazoa; Platyhelminthes; Cestoda; Diphyllobothriidea; Diphyllobothriidae
Source: the annotation of a GenBank genome assembly